Molecule: messenger RNA, 1246 nt
Organism: Sebastes umbrosus (honeycomb rockfish)
Lineage: Eukaryota; Metazoa; Chordata; Actinopteri; Perciformes; Sebastidae
Gene: hoxb6b
Product: homeobox B6b
Exons: 3
Coding region: 1-762 (253 amino acids)
Biological process (GO): regulation of transcription by RNA polymerase II; anterior/posterior pattern specification
Cellular component (GO): nucleus
Molecular function (GO): DNA-binding transcription factor activity, RNA polymerase II-specific; RNA polymerase II cis-regulatory region sequence-specific DNA binding
Source: RefSeq, a predicted model, not a curated record
AUGAGUUCCUAUUUUGUUAACUCAACUUUUCCCGUGUCUCUACCGGGAGGACAGGACUCUCUCCUGGGUCAGAUACCGUUAUAUUCCUCCGGAUACACCACCGAUCCGUUAAGACACUACUCCUCCACCGCGGCCACAUAUGGAGCAGCAGCAGCAGCAGCAGCUCACAGCAUGCAGGAGAAGGUUUACCCGGCGUCCUACUACCAGCAGACGGGCUCAGCUGCAGCUCUCUACGGGGGAAGAGCUGCAGGAGGAGCACACUGCGACUACAACCCGGUGGGCACUUUCUACAAGGACUCGGAGGGCUCCUGCUCUUUCUCCAGCAGAGACGAGCAGCAGCUGUUUGUCUCUCAGGAGCAGCGCAAAGCGGAGUGUCCGGAGCAGACUGUCAGUAUGAGCAGCAGCAUCAUAGAGGACAAGACAUCCACUCUCAUCUACCCGUGGAUGCAGAGGAUGAAUGCAUGCUCCAACGACACACCACUACAGAUUUCGAGUGCACUCUCAGGUCCUUUUGGCAACAGUGGCCGCAGAGGAAGACAGACCUACACCCGGUACCAGACUCUGGAGCUGGAGAAGGAGUUCCACUUCAACCGGUACCUGACCAGGAGGCGCCGGAUAGAGAUCUCUCAUGCUCUGUGUCUGACCGAGAGACAGAUCAAGAUCUGGUUCCAGAACCGCAGGAUGAAGUGGAAAAAGGAGAACAAACUCCUCAAUCCUGCAAAGACACCCGAGGAGGAGGAACAGGCUGAGAAAAAAAGCUAAAAAAAAAAAAAGGACACUGGAAGAAAGAGUGUGUUUGAGUGCACACUCCUCAAAAUAAAAUGUAUUUCUGUGUAGAUAAAGUGCUGCAAAAUCCCAUGUUAGAGAGUGAUUAUUCCAGUAUCUGCACGGUGAUAAUGUCAUUAAUGCAUUAGGUUAAAACCAAGUCCUCCUCUUGUUUGUCCUUGUUGUGCGCGUGUCUUUUAUUUAGGGGACUAUAUGCAAAAAUCAGCCAAAAUGUAAAUUUAGUUUUUGACAAUGUCGUUACCUCAUUAUCUUAUUCCUACUGAGUUUUUAUUAUAAUUAUUAUUAUUAUUAUUAUUAUCAUUAAAACGAGUCCUUCACUGUGGUGUUAGUUGUUCUAUAAUCGUCUAGUUGUUUUACAGCUGUUGCCAUUAAAAAAACACUUGUACAGAUGAGAUACAUGUUAUUUAUUGUUGUGUUUCAAUGCACAUCUGGAUAUUGUGUGCAAUAUUUUUGUUUAGGA